Molecule: messenger RNA, 1056 nt
Organism: Dermacentor andersoni
Lineage: Eukaryota; Metazoa; Arthropoda; Arachnida; Ixodida; Ixodidae
Source: RefSeq, a predicted model, not a curated record
GGUACUUGUCGUACCCGGUGACCUAACGGUGGAGAAAGAAGUCGCAGAAGUGGUGCAGAAGACAGCCAAGCACUUCGGCAAAAUUGAUAUCCUCGUGAACAGUGCUGCAAUUCCUGUGGUAGGAUCUAUUCAAGGUGCCUCGAUGGAAGACUUUAAUAGAGUGUGGGAGACGAACUUUCUCGGUCCGCUCUGCAUGAUCAAAAACGCAGUGCCCUACUUGCGUCAAACGAAAGGUAGCAUCGUGAACAUUUCUACAGUCUCAUCGUUAACGGCGGUACAGACAACCGUGCCGUACUCUGUCGCCAAGGCGGCCCUGGACCACUUGACUCGAUGUGCUGCACUAGAGAAUGCUCCGUACGGUGUGCGCGCGAACACAAUCAACCCGGGGGUCAUCAAGACGCUGAUGAUGCUGAAACCUGGAGUCAGUGUAGAACAACACAUGGAGCAUUUGGAGAAAGCGACCAGUUCUGUGCACCCGCUCGGACGAGUGGCCGCACCAGAAGAAAUCGCUCGCUGCAUCGCCUUCUUGGCGUCCGACGACGCCAGUUUCAUCACGGGGGUCACGAUGCCAGUUGAUGGGGGCGUGCUCCUCACGUCUUCCGUCUCGGGUCCCGCCCCGUCGGCGGCGGCCAAAAAGGCUCCCUAAGAAUCCAAGCACGUAGCCUUGCUUGACGAUACUGGUGGUACUACAAGACGCUCCAAAAAUCAGAGCGGAGUUCCACAAAACUCUCUUGGCGGAAGAAACUCCCCGUACAAUAUUUGACUACAUUUUUUAGAGACCUCGCACUCUUCGAAGGAGUAGGUUUGCUUUCUCGACAGAGCAUACGUUCGCUCAGAUUAGGUCAAAGCGUACUGAACAGGGAGCGCAAAAUUACUCCAAAACGUCGUUCAUUGUUAUAAAGAGGCAGUUUCUAUAGCACUUAAGUAGAUACCGGUAUUCCAUUAAUUCUCGCAACCCAGGAUAAAUGACAGAAUAAUGUUGCAGGUAGUCUAUCCUCUGUUACCUUGGCUAUGGUUUCGGUGUUUUCUUAUAAAUAAAGGCUUGCUUCUCUCUCA